Molecule: messenger RNA, 732 nt
Organism: Tetrapisispora phaffii CBS 4417
Lineage: Eukaryota; Fungi; Ascomycota; Saccharomycetes; Saccharomycetales; Saccharomycetaceae
Gene: CWC24
Product: U2-type spliceosomal complex subunit CWC24
Exons: 1
Coding region: 1-732 (243 amino acids)
Biological process (GO): snoRNA splicing
Cellular component (GO): U2-type spliceosomal complex
Molecular function (GO): metal ion binding
Source: RefSeq, a predicted model, not a curated record
AUGUUUAAGAAAAGACGUGUGAAAGAGUCUUCAAUAGCACAGCACAGUAUCAAACGUCUUCGAAUAGAAUUAGAAGAAAAAGCAGGUCAAGAUGUUGAGAAUAGAGAUUCACUAGUAACAAAUGAACCUCAGUUGGAUAAUACUAGGGCAAGCUCUGUAGAGGUAAGUGAAUCAGCGCCAGAGGAAGUUAUAACUGCUGAUAGCAAAGAGAUUAAUGUUGGGACUUCUCAUGCCACUAAUAAGGACGAUGUUAAGUAUAAGCUUUCUUCAAAUGAUGAUGCAGUGAAAGAGGAUGUUCUGAAUAAAGAAGCUUUGGGAGAAUCUCGUAAGCCACAGCCAGUUAGAUCCCUGAUGAGUUCUAAACCGCUUAAAGGCUCCUCGAAGAAAAUCCAUCAACCGGUUAACAUAAGAACAACACUCUUGAUGGAUUAUCAACCUGAUGUAUGUAAGGACUUCAAGCAAACUGGCUAUUGUGGGUAUGGUGAUAGUUGUAAGUUUCUACAUUCUAGAGAUGAUUUCAAGACAGGUUGGAAAUUAGAUCAAGAUUGGAAAACCAAAGCAGGUAUCGAUGUCGAGAAAUUAGAAGAAGAGAUGAAAGAAAUCCCCUUCAAAUGUGUCAUUUGUAAAAACGAUUAUAAAAGACCCGUUGUCACUAAAUGUGGUCAUUAUUUUUGUAGCUUGUGUUUUACUGACAGAUGUAAGAACUCUACAAACUUGUUUUGUUUGUGGUAA